Plasmopara halstedii is the source of this 966-nucleotide messenger RNA. RefSeq names its product mitochondrial thiamine pyrophosphate carrier-like. Gene Ontology annotation, biological process: thiamine pyrophosphate transmembrane transport. Gene Ontology annotation, molecular function: thiamine transmembrane transporter activity. Bases 1 to 966 code for a protein of 321 amino acids. Gene Ontology annotation, cellular component: mitochondrial inner membrane. The record is from RefSeq and is a predicted model, not a curated record. NCBI's taxonomy places the organism in Eukaryota, Oomycota, Peronosporomycetes, Peronosporales, Peronosporaceae. The transcript is spliced from 2 exons.
AUGACAAACACUAAUGGCGCGUCCAUCACUGAGGCGGCAAUCGCCGGUGCCGUAUCUGGAGGAAUAACGCGGCUAGUCGCUGCUCCAUUGGAUCUCCUCAAAAUUCGAUUUCAAGUGCAGCCUGCGCCCAUUGGUAAUGGUCACGUCGAAGCGAGGUAUCUUAGUGUUGCUCAGUCUGUGCGAAGCAUUUAUGGCGAAGAAGGACUUCGAAGUUUUUGGCGUGGAAACUUGGCGGCCACAGUGCUCUGGGUGAGCUACUCGGCGUUGCAAUUUGCCACUUAUCGCGGAUUGAAUCGCUGGUGGGAACAGAGUGAAGUUAAAGACACGAUAAAUGUCCCUAAGGUCGCAGUUUCUGCCACGAGUGGUGCAGUGGCAGGUGUUACUGCAACUGUACUUACAUAUCCUUUGGAUUUUUUCAGGACAGCGUUUGCUGGUCAGGGGGUGCCGAAAACAUUUCCAACAAUGUACAGUCUAAUGGUGCAUAUAUGGACGACACAAGGUUUUCGUGGAUUUUACAGUGGACUUGGUGCAACUGUUGUUCAGAUUGCGCCGUACAUUGGACUGACCUUUAGCAUUUAUUCAUGCCUGAACGAGAUGCAAGAAUCACAUCAAAAAGAAGAUGAAACUGGCGCAUGGAAGCCGGUGGCAACAACGCUUUCGUAUAUCGGAAGUGGUGCUGUAGCAGGGAUUGUAUCGAAGCUCGCGGUUUAUCCACUAGAUACAAUUAAAAAGCGCAUGCAGAUGCGCAAUGUGCCGCGUUGUGCAAAAUACGGGGUGAUUCCGAUGUACACUUCGAGUUUUUCAUGCUUCUAUGAUGUGCUGCGACGCGAAGGUAUGCUAGGACUUUACAAGGGAACAGUACCCGGCCUACUCAAGUCCGCUGUUGCAGCCAGCACGACUUUUGUAACAUAUGAACUUACUCUCAAAGCUAUGCAGCACAUGCCGAAUAAAAAUCAACAGAUUUAA